Molecule: messenger RNA, 2123 nt
Organism: Nanorana parkeri
Lineage: Eukaryota; Metazoa; Chordata; Amphibia; Anura; Dicroglossidae
Product: ubiquitin carboxyl-terminal hydrolase 32-like
Exons: 11
Biological process (GO): protein deubiquitination
Cellular component (GO): Golgi apparatus
Molecular function (GO): cysteine-type deubiquitinase activity
Source: RefSeq, a predicted model, not a curated record
GAUGCGUCAAUAAAAGACAACUUUCCCCAGGAUAACCAAAAGGUUCGACUGUCAGUGAGUGGUUUUCUGUGUGCUUUUGAGAUUCCAAUUCCUGGUUCUCCUACAUCAGCCACUAGCCCAAGUCAGCCAGAAACGAGCACCGUGCCAUCAACAAAUGGACCUCACAGCCUCAUUGCAAAUGGAGUGCUAAAUUGGCCACCGAUAAUCCCAAAUGGAAUGCCAAAUACUGUAGUGCCAUGUGGAACAGAGAAGACUAUUGUUGGGAAUGGAGUACUCAAUGGUCAUGUCUCAGUCCACCCUGAGGGCCCUUUCAUAGGUUACAUUAUUGCAAUUCACAGAAAAAUGAUGAGAACAGAGCUUUAUUUCCUGUCAUCUCAAAAAAAUCGCCCUAGCCUCUUUGGAAUGCCAUUGAUUGUCCCGUGCACUGUCCAUACCCGCAAGAAAGAUCUGUAUGAUGCUGUGUGGAUUCAGGUCUCAAGACUUGCAAGUCCUCUUCCGCCACAGGAAGCAAGCAAUCAUGCUCAAGACUGUGAUGACAGCAUGGGAUACCAAUAUCCUUUCACACUAAGAGUGGUGCAGAAGGAUGGCAAUUCAUGUGCACAGUGCCCUUGGUAUAGGUUUUGUAGAGGAUGCAAGAUCGAUUGCGCUGAAGACCGUGCAUAUAUUGGCAAUGCUUACAUUGCUGUGGAUUGGGAUCCAACAGCCCUACAUUUACGUUACCAGACAUCUCAGGAAAGGAUCGUAGAAGAGCAUGAAAGUGUGGAACAAAGUCGUAGAGCACAAGCAGAGCCCAUUAAUCUGGAUAGCUGCCUUCGGGCUUUCACCAGUGAAGAAGAACUGGGAGAAGAUGAAAUGUAUUAUUGUUCAAAAUGUAAAACCCACUGUUUGGCCACAAAGAAACUUGACCUCUGGAGACUCCCGCCAAUUCUGAUUAUCCAUUUAAAGCGUUUCCAGUUUGUAAAUGGCCGUUGGAUAAAGUCUCAAAAAAUUGUCAAAUUUCCAAGAGAGAAAUUUGAUCCAAGUGCUUUUUUGGUACCUCGAGGACCAGCACAGUACCAGAAAAAAAGAGCCAGACUUCAGGUUGAUGACCAGACUGAGCCACGCUUCACACAGGGAGACCAGAAAAAAAUGGAUUUGAUGAACUCUUCUGCUGUAGAUGGAGAUGCAAUCAGCAAAAUCCAACCAGUCAUCAGUUCUUCCAUAGUUAAUAGUAGUAAAGCAUCUCCAUCACAAAAAAGGAAAGCAUCUUCAAACUCCUCAAGUAAAAAUAGCAGUCCCAACCAUAGCCCCAGAUGCCUAGGGAGAGGUAAAGGCCGCCUACGUUUACCUCAGCUUGGAGGCAAGAAACUUUCAAGCAGCAAAGAGAAUUUGGAUCAAAGCAAAGAAAAUGGCACAGAUAGUGAGUCAAGAGAGACUGUGGAUCAGCUAGACUCAAAUAAAGGACAUGUUUUAAGUGGAAGCCAAACUGAAUUAGCUGUCAGUCAGGAAUGUGAGGUGGCGCUAACCAAUGGACUGAAUUAUGAGCUGAAUACAUGCAGCAAUGGUCAGCUUGAUAACCACACGGCUGAGGAGGAGGACAUCACUGAUGACCAAAGAGAAGACAUCUGCUGUCAGCCUAUCUAUAAUCUUUAUGCAAUUUCGUGCCAUUCAGGAAUAAUGGGUGGAGGUCAUUAUGUUACUUAUGCCAAAAAUCCAAACGGAAAAUGGUACUGCUACAAUGACAGCAGUUGUAAGGAACUACAUCCUGAUGAAAUUGACACAGACUCAGCCUACAUCCUUUUCUAUGAGCAGCAAGGGGUGGACUAUGCACAAUUCCUGCCAAAGAUUGAUGGGAAAAAAAUGGCAGACACUAGCAGCAUGGAUGAAGAUUUUGAAUCAGACUAUAAAAAAUAUUGUGUGCUUCAAUAACAUGGCUAUGCUUCCAGUAUGUUCAACUUAAACAUUGAAGGGACAAUAGAAAAUGAAAAGGAGCGAUGUUGAAUCAUUUUUAAGAACUCAUUAAUCAAUCUAAACAUACUAGUGUUGAGGUCACCCAUGCAUGUAGGGCCAUUCAACAAAAAUAGACAAUAGGGUAACAUGACAUUGUUGUUUUAAAUAUUCUAUUUUGUUCAAUAAGGUGGUUU